This is a messenger RNA of Oncorhynchus tshawytscha (Chinook salmon), 2916 nucleotides long. Its product is annotated as calpain-5-like. The record is from RefSeq and is a predicted model, not a curated record. The coding region runs from base 496 to 2691 and encodes 731 amino acids. The transcript has 14 exons. Gene Ontology annotation, biological process: proteolysis. Lineage: Eukaryota; Metazoa; Chordata; Actinopteri; Salmoniformes; Salmonidae. Gene Ontology annotation, cellular component: cytoplasm. Gene Ontology annotation, molecular function: calcium-dependent cysteine-type endopeptidase activity.
UCUUGCACAUAUAAAGUUGCCGGGGGAGUAUGGGGUUCAGGGAGAGGACAGAACACUAUGCAGUGGAUCUGAAGAGAGGAGCAGACCCAGCGGAAAUCCAUUGAACAUAAAGAACAUGUUUUCCAAGGGAGAGCUGGUCAAGAUGCCACUAUAAACACUGGAAAACUACCACAAGACCUACAGCUGGUCUGCGUGCCUGUAUGGGUUGCCUUAGAGACGGAGGAGACAGACAGGAACAACAGAAGCUGACCCUAUAGCUCCCAUACAACCUCUCUCUCUCUCUCUCUCUCUAACAUCCUCUAUGGGAUAUAUGGGUGUCCAGAAGAGGCUUUCCUGACAUUUAGAUUCCCUAGAUAACAUUAUACUGUAUUGGACCAAUCAGAUGGAACUGCAUUUAUGACUAAGAGGGAGUGUUUCACGGGACGUACCUGAGCUCCAGGAAUUUGUUCAUACCGGGAACCAAAGUGGAUACGGUGACAAUCCAUCUAGAACAGUAUGCCAGAGAGGGUGUAUGGGUUCCAGGGGCAGAGUUUCCACAAGCUGAAGAGGGCGUGUCUGCGGCGGGGCAAGCUCUUCCAGGACCCCCUCUUCCCCCCCUCUGCACUGUCACUCUUCUACAAAAGAGACCCACCCCCUGGACUCACAUGGAAGAGACCACGGGAGCUGUGUAAGGACCCUCGUCUCUUUGUGGACGGCAUCAGCACGCGGGAUCUGCACCAAGGCAGUCUGGGUAACUGCUGGAUGGUGGCGGCAACUUCCUGUCUGGCCUCAGAACCCUCACUUUGGAAGAAGGUGAUUCCUGACCACGCGGAGCAGGAGUGGAACCUCAAGCGUCCCGACCUGUACGCCGGAAUCUUCCACUUCCGCUUCUGGCGGCUGGGGCGCUGGACAGACGUGGUGGUGGACGACCGCCUGCCGGUCAGUGAGGACGGAACGCUGCUCUUCUGCCGCUCAGCCACGCCGCGGGAGUUCUGGAGCGCCCUGCUGGAGAAGGCCUACGCCAAGUUGAACGGCUGCUAUGAGGCGUUGGAAGGCGGUAACACGGCAGAGGCCCUGAUCGACUUCACAGGGGGUGUGUCAGAGCCCCUAAGCCUGGACAGGGAGGCCCUCACCCUUCACCUCAAUCAGAGGAAGGCACUGUUCCAGACCCUGGCCAAGGCUCAUGAACGCAGAGCCCUCAUCACCUGCUCCAUACGGCCAGCGGAGGGGGAGACAGUAGAGUCAGUACUAGACUGUGGUCUGGUGCGGGGCCAUGCCUACGGUAUCACCGCGGUGAGGAAAGUGCGUCUGGGGGAGAGGUCGCUGCUGGGUAGCUGUGGUGUUCGCCUCUGCAUGGUGCGCAUGAGGAACCCAUGGGGUACAGCCGACUGGACCGGGCCCUGGAGUCAGGGGUCUCAACAUUGGCAGCGGGUUGGUCGUGGUGAAAGGGAGAAGAUGGGCCUCAUAGUCAGAGAUGUGGGGGAGUUCUGGAUGGAGUUUGAGGACUUCUGCCGCUACUUCACAGACGUGGUGGUGUGUCGUCUGGUAGAACGAUCCCUGCUGUGGCCCAGAACUCACUGGAGAGAAGUACGCUGCCCUGGGGAGUGGGCUCCAGCCCCGAACACCCCCGGCACCCUCCUCUCCAGGCGGCAGGCACCCAACCUGGGGAAGAAUGCUGCCAAGCCUGGGGGGUUGAACCAGACUCAGAGAGGGGACCGGAAAGAGGCAAGACUGGGGGAGAGACAGAGGGGUGGAGGGGGAGGAGGAGGUCGAGCUGUUCGUGGUGGAGGGAGGGAAAAAAUGGUUGUUGCGAAAGAAGGGGAGAAGAAGACGAAGAGGAAGGAGGAGGGGGUGAAGAAGGAGGGAGAGGUGGAUGGAGGAUGGGAUGAACAGACUGAUAAGAAGAGUAGGUGUGGAGGAUGCAUCAACCACAAAGACACUUUUCUACACAACCCCCAGUUCAUGUUUGAGGUGCAGGGAAAGGAGGAUGAGGUGUUGAUCUGUCUGCAGCAGGAGGACAGGAGGAUAAAGAGGAAGGAUGGAGGAGGAGAGAAUCUGCCCAUCGGCUUCGAGGUGCUGAGGGUGGAGGUGAACCGGCUAAGCCGUGUGCAGUGUGUGGUGGAGCAGGCAGCGAGCUCUGUGUACAUGGACUCUCGUAGUGUGGCCCUUCGAGUGUCCCUGGGCCCCGGCCGCUACGCCCUCCUGCCCACCACCUUCCAGCCCGGGGCGACCGGACGCUUCCUGAUACGCCUCUUCUCACAUUCCCACCUCAGACUCAGUGAGUUGAGAGAGGAGUUGCCUGCUCCCUCACUGUGGCAGUGUUGUCUUCCCCAGCCCAGUAUAGUAACCACCGUCCACCUACGUCGAGCAUCUGGACUCAGCCAGCCUAAACAGACAGCACCAGAUGUGUAUGCGGUGAUCUGGUGUGAGGACGACACCAUAAGAACACGUGUGUUCAAGGAGGAUGGAAACCCAGAGUUCAACCUCAGGGCCAUUUUCUACAGGAGAAACCCAGACGCACAUAUUAGCAUUGAGUUGUGGAGCUAUGGUCUACUGUGGGACACACUACUGGGCGGGGCUCGGCUCCAGACUAGCGACAGUGAGAAGGGGCGGAGCCGAGUGAUUGACCUGCAGGGUGGCCAAUCAAGGUCAGGAUCCAGGGGCUGUAUCUAUGUGGAAACCUCAUCCAGCGAAUGCCUAACAGACUUAUAACUGACAGCUGUGGCUUGUACCACCCAUGAUGCAACCAUGCAAUCACUGAUUUUCUGGAAGAGGCUGCAGAUUUGGACGAAAAUGUAUCGGGUUCAAUAGCUUUAUUCAUUGGAACUACCAUAAAUAACAAAGACAAAUACCUCUUUGAAUUAACUUAAUGCAUAUACACUGAACAAAAAUAUAAUUGCAACAUCUUUCAUGAGCUGAAAUAAAAGAUUCUAGAAA